Branchiostoma belcheri (Belcher's lancelet) is the source of this 795-nucleotide messenger RNA. Its product is annotated as S-crystallin SL11-like. Bases 30 to 731 code for a protein of 233 amino acids. The transcript is spliced from 6 exons. The record is from RefSeq and is a predicted model, not a curated record. Lineage: Eukaryota; Metazoa; Chordata; Leptocardii; Amphioxiformes; Branchiostomatidae. Gene Ontology annotation, molecular function: glutathione transferase activity. Gene Ontology annotation, biological process: glutathione metabolic process.
CCCAGGGUCAGCCGUUGAAGAGGACAACCAUGGGAAGUGGAAGUUCCACACCUCGGCAAAAAGAAGCCAAACCCAAGACCAAGUCAAAGUCCUUCAGGUUUCACUACUUCGAUGGGAAGGGCAGGGGAGAAGUGGUGCGCCUCGCUUUCGUCCUGGCUGGUUUAGACUUUGAUGACGUCAGACACACUGCGGAGGAAUGGGCCAACAUGAAGCAGACUGGAGAAUUUACCGGACCUUUCCGUCAGCUGCCGUGGCUUGAGUUGGAGGACGGGACGACUAUCUCUCAAACCAGAGCCAUCCUGAGGCUAGUAGCCCGGGAAGGGGGUUUUGACGGAGAUACCAACUUAGACGCUGCCAAAGCAGACGAGAUAACGGACGCUGUAGAAGACAUCAAAGAUGCCUUCUUCACCACGAUCUUCGAACAGGAUGAGCAGAAGAAGGCCUCACUGGAGGAUGAAUUCUGGGAUAGCAGGCUGCCAACAAGACUGAGACAGUUUGAAAAACUUCUGGAAAUGAACAAUGGCGGACAGGGAUUCUUUGUUGGGAAGGCGAUGACCCAUGCGGAUCUGGAGAUGUUUUCGUUGCUGGACAUGUUGGAGAGCUCUUCCAAGGAAAGAGACCUCCUCGGCAUGUUGGGCGCCGUUCCGCUGGUCAAGGCACACAAGGAGCGGGUGUCUAACCACCCGAAGAUAGCUGAGUACAUCAAGACAAGGAGGGACACACCGUUAUAGAAACAAAAUGGCGGCGUCGUAUGGGGGGCACGCAAAGUAUUCUGGGAGGUGAUUUUUUUCACAA